Molecule: messenger RNA, 2830 nt
Organism: Meleagris gallopavo (turkey)
Lineage: Eukaryota; Metazoa; Chordata; Aves; Galliformes; Phasianidae
Source: RefSeq, a predicted model, not a curated record
ACCCCGGACUUUGCAAAACAAUCUCCGCCCCCGAGAGGAUAUUUAAUCUGCAACAAGAAUCGCAGCUCGCGGAGGUAAAGUUGAGAGAGGAAGGGCUGCCGGACCUCGUGCCCCGUGGGGACCCGAACCCCGCGGACCGAGGAUGCGAUUCUCCCUCCCGGUGGCUGCCCUCGGGACGCGGCUUUCGCCUGGACAGCGGGACCGGACUGUAACUUAUUAAAGACGCGCACGUAGUGGCGAUUGGGGCAUAAACAGCGACACGAACUCCGGUCUGGUGCCGGAGGCUGCCUCUGCUGCCGAACAGCUGCUCGCCCCGUGCUCCUGUCCCUUCGCCGUCCGUUUUCAGAAGGGGAUCCUGAGCUUUUUUCCUUUUUUUUUUUUUUAAUUUUUAAAUUGUUGCGUGCAUUUUAUUUUGGGUGGUUGUUGACUUUUGUAGCUGGCGCGGCUGUUUGGGGGGUCUUGUGGACUGCUGACGUCGGUAGCAGCAGCACUGCCUCUCGCCAUGGCCAGUCCCACAGAUAACAACGAGGGCUUCUUCUCGGAUGUCAGAAAGGUGGGUUACUUGCGCAAACCCAAGAGCAUGCAUAAACGCUUUUUCGUGCUAAGGGCAGCCAGCGAGUCUGGACCCGCCCGGCUGGAGUAUUAUGAAAAUGAGAAGAAAUGGAGACACAAGUCGGGGGCCCCCAAGCGCUCCAUCCCAUUGGAAAGCUGCUUCAACAUCAACAAGCGGGCUGACUCCAAGAACAAGCACCUGGUGGCCCUCUACACCAAGGACGAGCACUUUGCCAUCGCAGCUGACAGUGAACUGGAACAGGAGAGCUGGUACCAAGCGCUGCUGCAGUUGCACAACAGGGCCAAAGGCCACCACCACCUCCACCACCAUCACCACCACCACCACAGCGAUGUCACCUUUGGGGGCAGCAGCGUGGGGCUGGGGGAAGCAGGUGAGGACAGCUAUGGUGAGGUAGCCCCUGGCCCUGCUUUUAAGGAAGUUUGGCAAGUAAUUCUGAAGCCUAAGGGGCUAGGCCAGACAAAGAACCUGAUUGGCAUCUACCGCCUGUGCCUGACUAACAAGACCAUCAGCUUCGUAAAGCUGAAUUCGGAUGCGGCUGCUGUGGUGCUGCAGCUGCUCAAUAUCCGCCGUUGCGGACAUUCUGAGAACUUCUUCUUCAUUGAGGUGGGACGCUCGGCAGUGACCGGGCCCGGGGAGUUCUGGAUGCAGGUGGAUGACUCUGUGGUGGCGCAGAACAUGCAUGAAACCAUCCUGGAGGCCAUGAGAGCCAUGAGUGAGGAAUUCCGACCGCGCAGCAAGAGCCAGUCGUCCUCUAACUGUUCCAACCCCAUCUCCGUGCCCCUUCGUAGCAGGCAUCACAUCAACAACCCUCCGCCCAGCCAAGUGGGGCUCAGUCGCCGGUCCAGAACCGAGAGCGUUACAGCCACCUCCCCAGCUGGCGGUGGGGGAGGAGGUAUGGGUGGCAAACCCAACUCCUUCCGGGUCCGCGCAUCCAGCGAUGGGGAAGGCACCAUGUCAAGGCCUGCCUCGGUGGAUGGUAGCCCAGUUAGCCCCAGUGCCAACCGGACCCACUCGCACAGACACCGUGGCAACUCCAGGCUCCAUCCUCCGCUCAACCACAGUCGUUCCAUCCCGAUGCCUUCCUCGCGCUGCUCCCCAUCGGCCACCAGCCCAGUCAGCCUGUCGUCCAGCAGCACCAGUGGCCACGGCUCCACAUCAGACUGCCUGUUUCCACGAAGGUCCAGUGCUUCGGUUUCUGGCUCCCCUAGCGAUGGUGGAUUUAUUUCUUCUGAUGAAUAUGGUUCUAGCCCGUGUGACUUCCGCAGCUCUUUUCGCAGCGUGACCCCAGAUUCUCUAGGACACACCCCGCCAGCUCGGGGCGAUGAAGAGCUCAACUACAUCUGCAUGGGGGGGAAGGCCGCUUCGUCCUGCUGCAGCCUGGCAGCUCCCAAUGGCCACUUCAUCCCACGCACCUGCCACCCACAGCAGCAGCCCCGCUACCCCAGCACGUCAUGCUGUCCCCGAGCCGGUAGCGAGGACAUUGCUGAUUUGGACAAGGCGUUCAGGAAACGGACUCACUCUGCAGGCACUUCACCCACCAUCUCCCACCAGAAGACACCCUCCCAGUCUUCGGUGGCUUCCAUUGAGGAGUAUACAGAGAUGUUGCCUUCUUACCCCUGCGGCAGCAGCCGGCUGCCCUCCUACCGGCACUCGGCCUUUGUGCCCACUCACUCCUAUCCUGAGGAGUGUCUAGAGAUGCACCACCUGGAUGGCAGCCAUCAUCGGACCAACUCUGCUCCGCACACGGAUGACGGCUACAUGCCCAUGUCCCCUGGCGUAGCCCCCUUGCCCAGCGGUGGGGCUGCCCCCAAGGGCGGUGACUAUAUGCCCAUGAGUCCCAAGAGCGUGUCGGCCCCGCAGCAGAUCAUCAACCCCGGCAGAGGGGGCCGCCACCCUCCGGCUACGGUGGACUCCAACGGCUACAUGAUGAUGUCCCCCAGCGGCAGCUACUCCCCGGACAGCGGCUCUGCGGGCUACGGCAAGAUUUGGACGAACGGUGCCGGCCACCACCCAAAGCUCUCGGUGGAGAGCAACGAAGGGAAGCUGCCCUGCGGCGGCGGCGACUACAUCAACAUGUCCCCGGCCAGCGGCUCCACCACCAGCACGCCGCCCGACUGCUACUUCGGGGCGGCGGGGCAGCCGGUCGUCGAGGAGGCGGCCGCCGCGGUCCUGCACAAACCCAUCUACUCCUACUUCUCGUUGCCGCGCUCCUUCAAGCACGUGCACCGGCGGGCCGGCGGGCAGGCGGGCGAGGAG